CAGCCUGCCUGAUCUUGAGACGUGAGAAAAGUGUCAACCAGGCAGUUCCUUCUGUGACGCAAUCUCCGCGUUUCACGGCGAUCCGCGCACUCCCCAUCCGCUUGUUGCGCUCGCGUUCGACUGUUUCCCGAUCUGCCCGGUCCUCGCUCACGAGUUCUACAGGAAAUCGCUGGCGUGAGGGUCCGUUGGUGUGUCCAUUGCUGCACAUAUUUCCAGCUGAGCCAUGUUUGGCUCGCGCCAUCUCUCCUUCACCGAUGCCUCCUCCCUCCUCUCCUCCCCCGCCGAUUCCGCCGCUGAUUCCGCAGCCGGAGGACUCAACUCCCGCCGCCCCAGCUCCCCGCUCCUUACCGUCUCCAGCGAGCCCGACAUCGAGCACAGCGGCGGAGGCGGGGGGCACACCGGGCGCGCGAGCAGCUUCGGGGGAACGGGCGGAGCGGGGAUAAUGUCCGGGCUAGGCGCGGGGGGCAUGGGUGGGGAGGCUCGGCGCGUGCGCACGCGCAUGCCGCUGGAGAACCAUGCGCCGGUGGCGCCUUCGGAGGGGGGAGUGGCUAUUCUGCGCGGAUCCCUCAACACGGACCUCUCCUCGUUAACGGCCGCGUCAGCUCUGCUGCCCUACACGCGCGACUUCAUCUUCCCCGGCGAGCUGCUGCAAGUCGUCGUCCACAGGACGCCCAUCGACCCCCUCCUCUCGCACCCCUCCUUCCCCGAACCUCCGCUCGCCGAGCCUCCCGGCGAGGCCCGGGACAGCAGCGGGCAGCAUCCGUACCACCAGCCGGUUUUGUCCGGGGAUUCAGGGGCGGCUAUAGGCGUGAGCGGCGGCGGUGGGGGGGGAGGGGAAGGUGGGGAGUCGGCUGUGGUAGCAGCAGAUGGGUUGAGUGCGGUGGGGCCGUUGAGUGGUGGAGUGAGUGUGGGGGGGAGGGAGGAUGGGGAGGUGCGGCAGCAGAGGACGAGGGAGCUGCUGGAGAUAGCGCAGCGGUCGCUGUACGACGUGCACUUGAGUGAACCCAUGGAGUCUGCCUCACGGGUUCAAAACCAGCAGCAGCAGCAGCAGCAGCAGGCAGGGAGGGAGGCGGUGCAGACGCCAAGCGCGUUUGGAGUGAUGCCAGUGCCGGCCGACAUAGCAGGAUACGACCCGGCCACGGCAGCAGGGCUAGGCAGACGUGUUGUCUCCACGUGCUCUCUGCCCAAUGGAGACGUUGUGGUUUUGCUGGAAGUGGCAGUGUCAACCACCGCGCUCAUCCCGGACGCCACUCUCGAGAUCCGCCAGUUUGAGCGCUUUCCCAUGCCCUUCGGGCCCCCCUCUGCCGCCACUCCUCCUCCCGCUGUCCCUACUGCUGCUGCUGAUGAUGAAGGUGGUGGUGCUGACACUGAUGCCGCCGCCGCUGCUGCUGCUUCUUCUUCUGCUGAUGGUGCCACUCCGCAGGCGUCCGACAGCCGUGGCAAAUCUCUUCCCCCCCCUGCUCUUGGCACUACUGGAAAAGCAGAAGCAGCAGCAGCAGCAGGGGCCCUGGAAGAAUCUCAAGAUCUGCUGUUCUGGCUCUUCCCCUUGGAGCGCCUCCCUCCUCUCUCCACCGCUACCCCUGCUGCAGCUGCCCGGCCAGCCAUCCCUCUCCCUGCCGUCGCCACAUCUGGGUGGGGCACCCCCUCCGCCUUUAACUUCACUGCUGCCGCUCCCCCGACCCCCUCCGUCGCACCGAGCACCCCCGUUGGGUUCUCCCUCUCCCUCCCCCGCGUUUCCACGCCUUCGGCAUCCACCCUAGCAGCAACCAGCACUCUUGCCACCACGGGGGGAAGCUCCCCAUCCAACUCCCCCAGAAAACGCCACUCUUCGGGGUUUAGAGACGACGCGGGGGGAGGGGGAGGCGGCGGCGGAGGGGGGACGGUUCUGGGCGGGUUGGCGUGGGGAACGCAUGAGACAGGGGCGGUGGGGUGGGAGGGGCUGCUGUCAUUCCGAGGGGUUCCUUUGGAGCCUCAGCGGUUCAGUGGGAACUGCGGGCGGCUGGGGCCGUUUGUGCCAGGGAGGAAGUGGGUGCGUGGCGUGCGUGUGCUGCAGCCGCUGUGUGUGGAGAGCUACACUGCGGAGUGUGGGCACGAGGAUGUGAUCUGUGUGAUGGUCGAGAACAUUCUUCCCCGCGAGGGCGCCACAGCAGGCGUGAUUCUGUAUGUGGACAGCAUCAGCCUGGAGGCGCGGUCCUCCGUGUCCAUGUCCUUGCAGCAGUCCCUGCCCGUGCACGUCGCCCGCCUCGAGAGCGGCUCCAGCAAGGAGGCGCUCCCGGGCCUCCCGCUCAGGCCGGGCGAGCAGCACUCGUUCAUCAUCACGCCCCAGUGCUCCGGCAACGCCCAGAUCGUAAAGGCACCCUCCGGGGCGAACAAGGACGGGGGAGGGGGCCGGGGCAGACGACUAGCCGGAGGGGGAGGAGGGGGCGGAGGAGGAGGAGGGAGUGCGAGGGGCGGGGGGGCGCUGGGAGGGAACGAGGGGUCGAGCAAUUCCCUUGCAGCCGCGUUUUCGUUCACCCGAAUGGCGGAGAAGACCCUGGCUUUGGAGGAGGAGUCGGAGGGGGAGGAUAUGCCGGUGGAUUCGUCUCCGGAGUACUCGCUUAUUAUCAGCUGCAGCUGCUCGCACACAGCUGCCCAGCUGCGCUAUCGCCACCCUCUCGCAUGGCGGCCGCGCCCCCCUCGCGACCUGUUGCUCUCCAUCUCGCCAGAUAACAUCUCCUCCGCCUCCCCUCCCUCUUCCUCUUCCUCCUCCGCCUCCUCCUCCUCCCUCCCCACUGGCACUGAUGCCUCUGCCUCGACUUCUGCCUCCUCGUCUCACAUCCUCACCCUCCCUGAUGGCACUCUCGUUGCUGCUUCGCCCUCCUCUGGCCAGUACUCCAGGCCGCUGACCGUGCGAGUGCGAGUGACCAACCUCACAGCGUCAGACCUCAACCUCACUCUCCUAGCGCCCACCACUCUCGCCGCCACCUCCCUCUCGCGCGUCUGCUUCCCCACCUCCCCGCGCCACUCCUCCAAUCUCCUCGCUGGGGACUCAAGCGCCGACCCGCUGCUUCUGGAGCAGCAGCAGGGGCAGGGGCAGGGCCAGGGGGAGGAGGAUGGAAGCGAGGACGAGGAGGGGUUGUCCCCUGCUAUGUCGCCUCUCCGGGUGUUCAAGUCAUCUACUCUUGCUGCUUCUUUGGACCCCCCUGACGGCUCCAGGUCUCUCGUUCUCCCUGACUUCCUCCGCAACCGCUCCCUCCACCCCAAGCCACCCCCUUCGCUCUCCUCGGAACCCGCUGCCGGCAAACCACUGGGCAUCAGCAGCAGCAGCAGCGGCGGCGGCCGGGAGGGGGGUAUGGGAGAGGGUGGGUCCCAGAACCUACCUGUUUCUGCUUCAGGCUCGGGGGGAGGAGGAGCAGGAGGAGCAGGAGGAGCAGGGGAUGGGAGGGAGAGGAGUGUGUCUGCAGCAGAGCUUGUGGCCAUGCAUGUGCCGCACAGGACGCACCUGUGGCUGCAAUCUGUCGUUCCCAUGGGCAAGGUGCCGGCGCUGGGCACGUCGGAGGUGCGAUGUGAGCUGGUGCCGCUGGUGGACGGGCUCAUCAACCUCGACACGUUGCACAUCACCACCAAGCGCCGAGACACGCUGUUCUUCCCAGAGCACCCGCUCAAGAUCUACUGCCCUCCCGGCUUCUCUGCGAAGUCCGAGUCGUCCUCCUCCCCAACAAACCACGCCCCACACGCCACCCCACCUGCCGCGCCUGCUGCUGGUCCCACUUCUGUCUCAACUGCUGGCGCUGGCGCUGCCUCUGCUACCUCUGCUACCUCUGGUGCUGGCACUGCCAUUCCUGCAAGUGCUUAUGGAGGGGAACCGCCUUCUCAUGCUGAUGCCAGUCUCAGUGCGUCUGGUGCUGCUGCUUCUGGUUCUGGUUCUGGUUCUGGUUCUGGUGAUGAUGGUAGCAAUGGUGGUUUUGAUGGUGCCGACGAUGUGUACGACGACAGCCAUGGCUCCGUUGAGCCUUUGGCUUAGGAAGGACUGAUGGCUCCCUAAUUAUCUGCAGUGCUGUUGCUCGGAAGGAAAGUGUAUGUAACUAAUGAAUAGGUUGUUUUACCAUAGGAUUAUCCAACCAAGUGAACAGUUUGGGUCGGUUUAUUC
Messenger RNA from Closterium sp. NIES-67, 4129 nucleotides. The record is from the annotation of a GenBank genome assembly. NCBI's taxonomy places the organism in Eukaryota, Viridiplantae, Streptophyta, Zygnematophyceae, Desmidiales, Closteriaceae.